AUGGAAUCGGAGAAGCCUACAGUUUUCAGUGCCUUUACAAGACCUUCAUGGGCAAUUUUUCUCCUUCUUUUCACCGUUUUAGCGAUUCUCGCUCACCAAAUCUCUUCCAAUUCCUAUCUCUGGAUCCCUACCACCACCACGACCCGUGAACACGACGACCCGGUUACAUGCUCCGGGUUUUUCAACCGAGACCCGUCACCGAACCGGAUCGUCAUGUCGAUAACGGAUUACGGCGGAGUCGGCGACGGAAAAACGUCGAACACGGCGGCUUUCCGCCGCGCCGUACAACACAUACGAGGCUUUUCCGCCGUGGGUGGGGCCCAGUUGAAUGUACCAAAGGGCACGUGGCUCACCGGAAGCUUCAACCUCACCAGCAAUCUCACGCUCUUCCUCGAACACGGUGCUGUGAUUUUGGGAUCCAAGGACAUAGACGAAUGGCCGAUAAUAGAGCCACUGCCUUCUUAUGGAAGAGGGAGAGAGAGACCUGGUGGUAGACACAUUAGCCUCAUUCAUGGAGACAAUCUCACUAAUGUUGUCAUUACAGGAGAAAAUGGGACAAUUGAUGGACAGGGGAAAAUGUGGUGGGAAUUAUGGUGGAACAGAACAUUGGUGCAUACGAGAGGCCAUCUUAUUGAAAUCAAGAACUCUCAUAAUAUACUCAUCUCUAACCUCACUUUGCUCAAUUCUCCUUUCUGGACAAUCCAUCCUGUUUACUGCAGCAAUGUUGUUAUUAGAAAUAUGACCAUCCUUGCUCCGAUGAAUGCCCCUAACACCGAUGGUAUAGAUCCAGACUCUAGCACCAAUGUCUGCAUUGAGGACUGCUAUAUUGAAAGCGGCGAUGACCUUGUAGCUGUGAAGAGUGGGUGGGACCAGUACGGUAUGGCCAUGGCACAUCCAAGUUCAAACAUCAUAAUCAGACGGAUCUCUGGUACUACGCGCACUUGUUCUGGAGUUGGAAUAGGCAGUGAGAUGUCUGGUGGGAUUUUCAACAUAACCAUUGAAGACAUUCACGUUUGGGAUUCCGCGGCUGGACUUCGCAUAAAAUCCGAUAAAGGGAGAGGCGGGUACAUUUCGAAUAUCACCAUUAAUAAUGUGUUGUUAGAGAAAGUGAAAGUUCCUAUUAGAUUCAGCAGAGGGUCAAACGAUCACCCGGACGACAAAUGGGAUCCGAAAGCUAUUCCGAGAGUAAAAGGUAUCUAUAUUAGCAACGUUGUGAGUCUGAACUCGAGAAAGGCCCCAAUGUUGCUUGGCGUUGAAGGCGCAUCGUUUCAAGACAUAUGUUUGAGGAAUGUUACGCUUCUCGGGUUACCGGAAACUGAGAAAUGGAAAUGCAAGGAUGUAUCUGGUUACGCGAUCGACGUUUUUCCUCUGUCUUGUCCACAAUUGUUACAGAAGAAAGAUUCUAUAUCGCAGUGUCCAUAG
Messenger RNA from Arabis nemorensis, 1422 nucleotides. The record is from the annotation of a GenBank genome assembly. Lineage: Eukaryota; Viridiplantae; Streptophyta; Magnoliopsida; Brassicales; Brassicaceae.